AUGUGCAGAAAGUUAAUUAAUAUCAACGCCUUCUGCCUCCUGCUAAAUCACACGAUGUCACAGUACUAUCAACCCUUAUACAGUGCUCAGCAAUUUCAAUACAGCCCCUACCAACACACACUAAGUGGUCGAGUUCAAUAUUCAAGCCAAUAUGAGAAUAAUAAGUGGAAUUUACAAGAAAGUAAUUUGGAAUACGGUGACGACACAGAGGAUUGCUCUUGUGAUGACUGUGAAAAUCUUAAGCCGUCGUGUCGAAGUGUGUGUACGAAUUGCUAUGCAUCCCCGCCUCCAAUUCUAGGGCCAAUGGCAUCUAGCUAUUUAUUUAUACCUUUUCCGUAUCCCUAUCAGAUAACCCCUAAAACACCUCUUAAUACAUCCCAAGCUUCUAUUACUGAAAAGUUAGAAGUCACACAAAGCCCUGCUAAAACAACUUCUACAAAACAAACAACUACAGUAGAAAAAAUAACAAAAUCUUCUAUCCCUAGCAGUUUAGCAACUGAACUUCCGAUUCGUACAACAGAAGUUAACAUUGAGACUACGGAAAUUUCUGUUCCUAGGUUUCUGGAAAUGAAAAAUAAAAGCCCAUAUAUGCCAACUUCACUUAGACGUACGAAACCUAAUUGGAUACCCAAGUACGGUGUAGUGCCAAUUUCUGACCAAUUCGCGGAGAAAUUAAUAUUCCAGAUGAGAAGUAUGAAAGUUCUGCAUCCGAGUAGAAACAAUUUGCGAAAUGUGGAUGAUAUUACGAUAUCCACUUGUCAAUACGCACCGAAUGCACCGUUUCAAUAUCCACGCACUCAAGCUUAUUACCAGCAUUACGACGACGAAGAAUAUACAAGGAAGAGAAAAGCAUACAUUGACUACGACAUCAGUGUUAGAAUAGAUCAAAAACCUAAGAGAUUAAAAUGUAAAUGUUCUUUCAAACACUGUAAGAAAAAUAAACGACAAAAAGAAUGUUGUUGUCCAUAUCAACAGGAUAAUCAACAUUACAAUGAUUAUUAUCCUCCGGACAACAAAAUGUCAAGUAUAGUUUAUCCUCAAUUUAGUACUAUAAAUCCUUAUCCUUUUUUCACUCUACCAAAGAAUGUAUUUCCCCCGGCCUUCAUUCCAUACCCAAAUUUCCCAUGGUAUACAACAACAUCAACAACAACAGCAAAUCCUACAAUAACGACAAUAACGCAAUCUCCAUCAACUGAAACUAAAGUGACAGAAACAAGUACAACAAGUACUAAUAAAGAUGAUAAAGAUAAAGACAAGGAUAAAGACGAAGAUACGAAUAAAGACAAGGAUAAAGACAAAGAUAAAGACAAAGAUACGGAUAAAGAUAAGGAUAAAGACAAAGAUACGGAUAAAGACACGGAUAAAGACAAAGAUACGGAUAAAGAUAAGGAUAAAGGCCAAGAUACGGAUAAAGAUAAGGACAAAGACAAAGAUACGGAUAAAGAUAAGGAUAAUGAUAAAGACAAAGAUAAUAAUGUUACUAGCACAACAAUACACAAAGAUAAAGAGACUAAGUCAACAAUUCCCUAUAAUGUUGAAUCUGUUAAGCCUACACGAUUAAUUUUAAAAGAUUUAUAUAAAAUUAAGCCAUGUCGCCAAAGGCAUUGUAUACGAAACGAUAAAAAAAUAGGUAGAUACUAUCAUAAAGACAUCAUUGUUAGACCUACAUUGGGUUAUCCUAAUAGGAGAAAAUUAGAAAAUUCGGACUAUAAUAUAAUAUCGAUACCAGAAAACGUAGUAAGUAGUUAU
This is a messenger RNA of Brenthis ino (lesser marbled fritillary), 1749 nucleotides long. NCBI's taxonomy places the organism in Eukaryota, Metazoa, Arthropoda, Insecta, Lepidoptera, Nymphalidae. The record is from the annotation of a GenBank genome assembly.